Neltuma alba is the source of this 2580-nucleotide messenger RNA. RefSeq names its product receptor-like protein 6. Bases 1 to 2580 code for a protein of 859 amino acids. Gene Ontology annotation, molecular function: protein binding. Lineage: Eukaryota; Viridiplantae; Streptophyta; Magnoliopsida; Fabales; Fabaceae. The record is from RefSeq and is a predicted model, not a curated record. The transcript has a single exon.
AUGAGAUCAUCAUUAGUUUUAUGGCCUUCCUUCUUUUUCUGUUGUUAUUGGGCAUGUCUUAGUUUCAACGUCUCUCUGGUUUGUGGGGAUUAUGUCCACUGUCUUGCCCAGCAGAAAAUUUUGUUACUUCAAUUCAAGAAAAUCCUCAAAUUCAACCCUGCUGAUUCCAGCAAAUUGUUAUUAUGGAAUGAAAACAGCCCUUGCAAUGAGUGGAGAGGCGUAAGUUGGGAUGAGGAGGGACACGUUGCUGGUCUGGACCUGAGUGAGGAAUCAAUAUCUGGUGGACUCGACAAUUCUAAUGCUCUGUUCAGUCUCCACUAUCUCAAGCAUUUGAAUUUGGCUUUCAAUAACUUCAAUUCUGUGAUUCCAUCCAGAAUCAAGGAUUUGAAGAGCUUAACUUCUCUUAAUUUGUCAAAUGCUGGUUUCGUGGAGCAGAUACCAAUGGAGAUUGCUCAGCUCACAAGGCUAACCAUUCUUGAUCUGUCUACUUCUUAUUAUUUAGGAGUAUCAUCUCUGAAACUUGAGAAUCCAAAUCUGGUGACGCUUGUUCAGAACCUCAGUGAAGUUAGAGAACUAUAUCUAGAUGGCAUUAAUAUAGCGCUCCAGGGAAAUAAAUGGGGUCAUGCUUUGUCGUCUUUUCUACCUCAUCUAAAGGUACUAAGCAUGUCAAGUUGCAACCUAUCAGGCCCCAUCGAUUCCUCAAUGAAAAAUCUUCAAAAUCUCUCCAUAAUUCGUCUGGAACGGAACAAUAUGUCAGCCCCGGUGCCCAGCUUCUUUGCUAAAUUCUCAAAUCUUACCCAUCUGGAUCUCAGUUCUUGUAAUUUGAGAGGUCGGUUUCCAAACAACAUCUUUCAGGUACAGUCACUUACUUCUCUUGAUCUAUCAUACAAUUAUGGUCUUCAAGGCUCUCUGCGUGAAUUGCCUCAGAACGGAUCUCUCCAGACGUUGAUUCUAAGCGCUACAAGUUUCUCUGGAGCAUUACCACCCUCCAUUAGAAAUUUAUGGAAACUGUCUAAAUUAGACAUAUCUGCAUGUCAAUUUAAUGGAACACUACCAGAUUCAAUGUUGGAUCUCCCUGAGCUCACUUACUUAGACUUGUCAUAUAACAACUUCACGGGUACAAUCCCAUCAUUUGGUAUGGCCAAGAAGCUUAUUCACAUAGACCUAUCUCAAAAUAAUUUAAACGGUGGAGUUUCAUCGGCUCAUUUCAAAGGCCUCGUAAAGCUAGUCAGCAUCAAUUUGCAGGACAAUUCCCUCAAUGGGAGCAUUCCUAGGUCUCUGUUCUCGCUCCCAUUGCUACAAAGUACACAGUUCUCCAACAACCUCUUUCAAGGUCAUAUGGAUGCGAUUUCAAAUGUCUCUUCCUCCAUGUUACAAGUUCUUGAUUUAAGUCAUAACAAUUUAAGAGGUCCUAUCCCUCAGUUUAUUUUUCAUCUCAGAGGACUCAAGGUCCUCCAACUGUCUUCGAACAAGUUCAAUGGCACAAUACGACUGGAUAUGUUUGAGAGACUUCAAAACCUAACUACAUUAGAUCUUUCAAACAACAACUUAUCAAUUGAUGCAAAUAUUAAAGAUGCCAACCGGUCAUCCUUUCCCAGCAUAACUAGUUUGAUGUUGGCAUCUUGCAACUUGAGACAAUUCCCAGGUUUCCUGAGAAAUAUGUCCGGAUUAACCAAGCUAGACCUCUCGAACAAUAAAAUUGCAGAAAAAAUACCCAGGUGGAUUUGGGAGCUGGGCUAUCUUGGUCAGUUAAAUCUUUCUCACAAUUUACUUCAGGAGAUAGAAACAAUCCCAUAUAAUCUUAGCUCUUACAGUAAGUUGUAUGUACUUGACCUUCAUGACAACUACCUCCAAGGUACACUUUCAGUGUUUCCUACGUUGGCCUCUUAUUUGGAUUAUUCUUUCAAUAAAUUCAGCUCUGUUAUUCCCCCUGACAUUGGUAACUCUUUGUCUUUCACAAUUUUUCUUUCUCUGUCGCACAAUGCUCUUUAUGAAAGGAUUCCUCUUUCCAUCUGCAAUGUUUCAAAUCUUCAAGUGCUUGAUCUUUCCUACAACAACCUUAGUGGAGUGAUUCCACAAUGUCUUGCGAAAAGUGAGACUCUUGGGGUAUUGAAUCUAGGGAAAAACAAUCUCAGUGGCAAUAUUCCUGAUACUUUUCCACCUUCAUGUGUCCUCAAGACUCUCGAUCUUAGCAGUAAUAAUUUAGAAGGGCCGCUUCCAAAAUCUCUGUCCAAUUGCACCACAUUACAGGUGUUAGACAUUGGAAAGAACAAGAUAAAAGAUCAGUUCCCAUGCUUGUUGAAGACAAUACCUACACUCCGGGUCGCGGUUUUGCGGAGAAGCAAUUUCUAUGGUCCCAUUGGGUGUCCAAAGAUGAAGAGAAUGACCUGGAAGAUGCUUCAGAUUGUUGAUCUAGCUUUCAACAAUUUUAAUGGAACGCUGCCAGGACGGAUUUUUCCUACUUGGAAGGCAAUGAUGCUUGACAGAAAUCAAACAGCAUCAAAGGCACAUCAGCUUGACUUCAGCUUCUUUGGAUCGAGUGAUCAUUACCAUAAAAGAUCAGGAAAUGACCUUGGCUAA